AGUUCAUUGCUGCGGUGAAGCAGGCCGCCGAGCUGAAAGACGUCGAGGACGCCGGUGCCGCCUACUGCCGGUGAAUUCGGGCGGAGGGGCGGUCACGCGGCUCGUCGGACGGGCAGACCGCAGACGGGCAGCACCGGUGGAGGCGGAGGCGGGACAAAGGGAUCCAUAUCCAUCGAUUCCAUGCUUGGGUGGCAAACCGGCGACAUCAUCAUCGCGCGCACCCUAAAAGGAGGAGACAUCGAAAAAACUCUGCUUUCCCACUCCACUCCCCCGCUCCAACCCCGGCGCCGACCGAUGGCAGCAGAUCCCGCCGCCGCCGCCGCUGCCCAGCAGGUGCCCCAAAGAGAGCCGCCUCCGCCGCUCUCCAUCGUCUCCGCCCUCCCCUUCUGGUUCUACCUCACCGCGGCUGUCUCCCUCCUCGCGCUCCUCCUCCCGCACCUCCUCUCUCCCCACGCCUCCCCUCCCCUCCCGCCUCUCCUCCGCCGCCACCUCUCCGCCGGCCGCCUCCUCAAGCUCCACCCAGGUCCCGACCUCUUCGCCAUCACCUCCCACCCCGCCGCCACCUCCGCGCGCCACCACCACCCCGUCCUCCUCCUCCCGGGCCUCGCCGCCGGGUCCUUCUCCUUCCGCCGCCUCCUCUCCUCCCUCUCCUCCCGCGGCCACCUCGCCGCCGCCAUCGACCUCCCGGGCCAGGGCCUCUCACCACCUCCUCCCGCCCCUCCUCCCCGCCCAAACCCUCUCCGCGAAAUCCUCGACCGCGGCAUCUUCCACGCCUUCGAACACCUCGUGGAGACCGGCGAGGUGCCGUUCCAGGACGAGGCUGCCCCCGACGCGUCCCACUCCUUCUACUCCCCCGCCAACGCGGCCGCGGCCGCGGCCCGCGCCGUCGACGCGCUCGGCCUCGGGCCCGUCCAUCUCAUCAUCCACGACUCGGCCCUCGCCGCGGGGGCCGCCCUCGUGUCGGCCAACCCGGCGGGCGUGCUCAGUGUCACCCUAAUCGACACCACUGCCACUCUGCCGGCAUUCCCGUCGGCGGUCCUCGGCGUGCCGGUGCUGGGGAGACUGGUUCUCUCGGUGCCGGCAUUGUUCAGGGGAUUGAUGCGUCUCUGCUGCGUGCGGGGGAUGGACGCCCAGGAGGCCGAUGCGCACAGGGUGGCCAUGCGUGGGGAGGGUAAGAGGGAUGCAGUGUUUGAGGCUGGGAAGGCCAUGAAUCAGAGCUUUGACCUCGCCGAGUGGAGGACCUCUUCAGAAAAGAUCAAGAGCCUGCCCAUGAUGGUUCUCUGGUCUGGUUCUUGGUCCGAUAAGUGGAUCGAUGAGGGGAAGAAGGUGACCGCGGCAUUGCCGGGCGCCAAAUUCGUCUACCAUUAUGGUGGCCGAUGGCCUCAGGUGGAUGCUUGUGAGGAAAUCUCAAAGCUGAUAUCAGAAUUUGUGGCUGCAACAGAGUAUGGGUCGCAAAAUAUCAACCAAUCAUCGGACAAAUCAACAGAAGCUCACAGCGAUCAUCCAGCUUCAUGAAAACCAUAACUAUCAGAUUCAUGGUUAAAAAUGCCUUGCAAGUGAAUUCACAUGGCUCGGCCAAAGUGUUGCUCGUCUUUCUUGGACCGUCCAUCAAACUAAUAUGGGUUGACAGUCGUCAUGUUCCUAUCAGGUUUUACUUUCGUGUAUGAUAUCAUCUUUCCGUGAAAGCUGGAACAAGUUCACCCGUAGGCCUGUUUUGUCCAUCUUUCAGGUUUUGCUGUCAAAAUGUAACUUGAGACUCUUUGGGCUUAGAGAAGUUCGUGUUAAGGAUUCUGUCAGAAGGUUCGGCUCGCAUCACCUGACUUGGUGUGUUGUGUUGUUUUGUUGCCAUUGAUGAUGGGUGAAAAGCCCGCAUCUCCUGUAAAACAAACAGGCAAAACUGUAACUGCUA
Molecule: messenger RNA, 1909 nt
Organism: Lolium perenne
Lineage: Eukaryota; Viridiplantae; Streptophyta; Magnoliopsida; Poales; Poaceae
Product: protein AUXIN RESPONSE 4
Source: RefSeq, a predicted model, not a curated record